Molecule: messenger RNA, 1137 nt
Organism: Leptopilina boulardi
Lineage: Eukaryota; Metazoa; Arthropoda; Insecta; Hymenoptera; Figitidae
Exons: 1
Coding region: 1-1137 (378 amino acids)
Biological process (GO): DNA integration
Molecular function (GO): nucleic acid binding
Source: RefSeq, a predicted model, not a curated record
AUGGUCAUUGUUCGCGAUCAGCAUUUAAAGUCAUUACAUGCCGGUGCUCAAGCAACACUCAACUCAAUUCGGAAUUCGUUCUGGAUUGUUAAUGGAAAAACGAUUGUAAAAAACGUAAUACGAAAAUGCGUAACUUGCUGCCGCGCCAAGCCUCAGACUCCCACUUACCUAAUGGGAGAUUUACCGAAAAAUAGAGUUGUUUUUGAAAAAGCCUUUCUUCAAACAGGUGUCGAUUAUUGCGCUCCCUUUUACAUAAAGGAGAGAAAACUUCGGGACCGAAACAAAGUUAAAAUCUAUGUCGCUGUAUUUGUGUGUUUCGCUACGAAAGCAGUGCACAUUGAGGUGGUCAGUGAUUUGACAACUGAAGCAUUCUUAGCCUGUUUGUGUAGAUUUUUUUCCAGACGCGGAAAGUGUACAGAUCUUUAUUCCGACAACGGCAAGAAUUUUGUUGGUGCUAAGAACGAAAUUAACGAUAUUCUCAAAUUAAUAAAAUCAAAUGAGCACAACACAAUGGUGUCUCGAAAUCUUAUUGAUCAAAAAAUGAAUUGGCAUUUUAACCCCCCACGCUCACCACACUUUGGUGGACUCUGGGAGGCAGCUGUUAAAUCGUUCAAGCAUCACUGGAUUCGCGCUGUCGGUGAUAAAGUCCUGUCUUACGAGGAGUUUACAACACUCGCCACAGAGAUAGAGGGAAUUUUAAACUCUCGCCCUCUAACUCCUUUACCUUCAGAUCCUAACGACCUAGCCGCCUUGACUCCUGGACACUUCCUUACAGGUGACUCUUUAACAGGCGUGCCAGAACACAGUUUGAUGCACCUUCCGUCAAAUCGAUUAUCUUCUUGGCAGAAAGUGCAGCAAAUUAAACAGCAUUUCUGGUCUCGGUGGAACAGAGAGUAUUUGCAUGAGUUGACUGUACGAAAAAGGUGGCACAAAGGUUCCACUUCAGAAAUGAAAAUCGGUAAACUUGUAACGAUUCGUGACGACAACCUCCCUCCUAUGAGAUGGACAAUCGGUCGAAUUAUCGCCACUCAUCCAGGAGAAGAUAAUGUUAUCCGUGUAGUAACAGUAAAAACCGCACAUGGCGAGUAUAAACGUAGCAUAAAAAAUUUAUCACCUUUGCCUAUCGACUCUGACUAA